AUGGAUAUUUCCGAUGCAAAGCCCAUUAGGGCACGACGUACGCAUCAGAAGUCGCGCCUAGGGUGCGCCAAUUGCAAAAGGCGUCGCAUCAAGUGCGACGAAAAAAGACCGGCCUGCUCCAACUGUUCAAAUCAUUUGAUUGAGUGCGGAUAUCACAUUACUGCGGAGUUCCCCGGAUCGAAAUCUCCAAAAGGUUCGGAACUUUCCACUGAGCGGCCAUGUCCAAGACGAUACCGACCUCAUCAAUAUGCGACAGGCGGACUCAAACAGACUUUCAAACUAUCCAAAACUCAGCCAUCGCGAUUUACCAAAUCGACUGGAACACAAUGUAGUCUCUCAUCGGGCUUGAUCGGCAACAUCUCCUUGGCCGACCUACAACUCUUACACCAUUACACCAUCGACACAUACCAGACUAUGACGGGUGGUCCAGAUCUCCAUAAUGUGUGGCAAAAGCACCUCGUGCAAUGGGGGAUUGAGUUUCCAUACAUUCUACAUCUUGUUCUCGCUCUAUCUGCCGUCCAUCUGGCUCACGAAAAGCCAGACCUUCAAGAUCAAUACAUCCAACAAGCCGACAACCACUUCAGCUUCGGAGUCCGGUCAGUUGCAAGCGUGAUCUCGGAGCUAAAUGCCGAUAGUUGCCAGAGAGUUUACAUGUCAGCCGUCAUGAUAUGUUUCAUCUACUUCGGCAGAGGUCCACGGCCAGGAGAAUACCUUAUCUUCAGCGACAGCGGACCCGCUGAGUGGCUAGUUCUUAUGCGCGGAGUGCGAUUAAUUGUUGAACCUCACCAUGCGAAAAUCUUCAGUGGGAUUCUCGAGCCAGGACCCAAUAACCGGAGUCGGGAUCUAACAGCUGAGAUGCGCAUUAAAUUGCAUGAACAUACUGUGCACACAGAAGCAGUUCAACAAAUCGUUGAGAGGGAUAUUGCCGACGAUGAAAUUCGUGGCAGGUACCUGACCGCCAUUGAAAAUCUCUUCGAAAUCAUGCGCGAGGUUUACGAGAGACGAUCUGGCGGGUCGCCUGGUGUGGACUUGAUGGAUCUCCUGAUGGGAUGGAUUUAUCGUCUUCCCGAAGAGACGAUUGGUUUGUUAGAACAGAAGGAGCCACAUAGCCUUAUAAUGCUGGCGCAUUGGGUUGUGCUUCUGAAGUACAUGGACUCAGCGUGGUUCAUGGACGGCUGGGCUGAACAUAUGCUAUCGGGGAUUUCUACGUAUCUGCACGAGGACUUCCAUCAUUGGAUUGAGUGGCCAUUGAAACAAGUGUACCGAACUCAGACUCAGAUUGAAUAA
Molecule: messenger RNA, 1287 nt
Organism: Penicillium hordei
Lineage: Eukaryota; Fungi; Ascomycota; Eurotiomycetes; Eurotiales; Aspergillaceae
Product: Zn(II)2Cys6 transcription factor domain-containing protein
Exons: 2
Coding region: 1-1287 (428 amino acids)
Biological process (GO): regulation of transcription by RNA polymerase II
Molecular function (GO): zinc ion binding; DNA-binding transcription factor activity, RNA polymerase II-specific
Source: RefSeq, a predicted model, not a curated record